AGGAAAAACAUAAUUAACGUUCUGCUAGUCUGAAAUUCAGAUUUGCAGUAAAGAUAUGGCCAAGACACAGAAAGAUGAUUUCUUUUCAGAAAAUUGUUGUUCAUUAUGGAAGCUAUGAAGUCUAAGGCAAACUGUACCCAGAACCCAAGUUGUACAAUCAUGACCUUCUACCCCACCGAAGAAGAAUUUAAUGACUUUUAUAAAUAUAUUGCCUAUAUGGAAUCUCAAGGUGCAUACCAAGCAGGUGUGGCCAAGAUAAUCCCCCCCAAGGGGUGGGAAGCCAGAAAGACCUACGAUGACAUCAGUGACAUCCUAAUCCCCACUCCCCUCCAAGAGGUGGUCUCAGGCAGGGCUGGUGUGUUCACUCAAUACCACAAGAACAAGGCCAUGAUGGUCGGGGAGUAUUGCCACCUGGCUAACAGUGCUAAGUAUCAGGCACCACCACACUCGGAUUUUGACGAUUUGGAGCAAAAAUACUGAAACACCCAGCUCUAUGGUUCACCGAUCUAUGGCUCUGACGUCAACGGCCCCUUAUUUGAUGAAAACACUAAGCAGCGGAACCUCAGACACCUGGGAACCAUUCAGGACCUGCUGGAGCAGGAGAGUGGGGUGGUCAUCGAAGGCGUCAACACGCCCUACCUGUACUUUGGCAUGUGGAAGACCACAUUCGCAUGGCACACGGAGGACAUGGACUUGUACAGCAUCAACUACAUGCACUUCGGGGAGCCCAAAACGUGGUACGUGGUGUGUCCGGAGCACCACCGGCUCCUGGAACGCCUGGCAGAGGAGCUCUUCCUGGCCAGCGCUUCCGGCUGUGGGGCCUUCCUGCGGCACAAGUUUGCCCUCAUGUUGCCCACUGUCCUCAGGGACAACGGAAUCCCCUUCAGUCGGGUCAUGCACGAGGCUGGCGACUUCAUACUGACAUUUCCCUACGGCUAAUACGCUGGCUUCAACCAUGGCUUCAACUGGGCGGAGGCCAUCAACUUCGCCACACCUCGCUGGAUCGAUUAUGGCAAAGCAGCCUCUCAGUGCAGCUGCGGGGAGGCCAGGGUCAGCUUUUCCAUGGGUGUCUUCGUGUGCACCCUGCGGCCCGAGAGCUAUGAGCUCCAGAAGCGCUGGCAGGAAUGGGCAGCAGUGAACCACUCAGCGGCAGUGAACCACGCAGCGCCCGUGGCGGCAGACAGCCAGGAGCCGGAUGCCUGGGAGCUGUGGGUGAUAAGGAUAGCCACGCUGGUCCUCCGGGACCUGCCGCCCUGCCGCGCGCUGCACCCUGCCCGGCAAGUGGCUGCAGGGCUAGGGGGCUGCCGCCAUGGCCCUAGGCUCCCCGCCUCUCAGCGCCGCUUGCGGGCCGCUGCUCCUCCCUCUGCAGCUCAGGGCGAGGACACUGCUUGUAGGUCCCCGGAGCGCGGCUCAACCCUGCUGACAACCCUGGGUCCAUCCGACCUGGGUCUCCACCCAACUGGCAGGCGUGGUCCUGGCUGUCAUCCUCCGGAGCAGGGGACUCAUGAGCUGACAGACGAGGCCCCGGCCAAGAAGCGCCUCUUGCUGAGCACAGCAUGCGCAGCUCAGGAUCCCCAUGCUCAGGCCCUGUCUUCGGACGGACCCUCACUGGACAACACUGCACCGCCGAGCCCUCCGUCCCCGCAUUCUGCUCAGGCUUCGGGGUGCUGCUGUGUCCCUGCACCCUAAGCCCAGGGGACAUUUGGUAGCCCGCUACUCUUAUGCGCGGAGGCUCCCUGAGACUGGGCACGUGUACACCUCAGAGACUUCCCAAUGUGCGGUGCUGCCACGGGACCUGCUGAGUCUGCAGUAUUUACGACAUACAGCUUAUUCUUCCUCCGAGACACCAUUACGUCUAUCAACACUGAUGAUUUCUCUGCUGCCAAUGAGGUUUCAUCCACUGGAUCCUUGUCUCUGCAAAUGAGGCCCACAGACACUGCCAAAGCCUGAUCUGCACCUAAACCCCCAUUCUCUCGGCCAGCUCUGGGUGCUGCUGCGAUUUGGAUGAAUCCUGGACUUUGGUUCCCCUCUGAUCUCUUCCCUUCCCUCUUUUCCUCUCCUCCCCACUUUCUUAGAAGACUAGGCCCUUUUGACCAGUUAGGUCUGUAGAGGUUCAGAAACUAAUUAUGUUUCUGAGUCA
Messenger RNA from Manis javanica (Malayan pangolin), 2140 nucleotides. RefSeq names its product lysine-specific demethylase 4D-like. Gene Ontology annotation, cellular component: chromatin; nucleus. Gene Ontology annotation, molecular function: histone H3K9 demethylase activity. NCBI's taxonomy places the organism in Eukaryota, Metazoa, Chordata, Mammalia, Pholidota, Manidae. The record is from RefSeq and is a predicted model, not a curated record. Gene Ontology annotation, biological process: chromatin remodeling; regulation of gene expression.